AUGUUAAUAGCAGUUUGCUACAGGCCGCCUCAUAUUGGGUAUAUGUCAGAAUUUGAGGAAGCACUACUUGAGCUGAUGGUGCCCUAUGAACAUGUGGCUAUCAUGGGUGACUUCAAUACUGACUUACUUGGACCUGAUACUCAUGACAAAAUACAACUGACCACUAUGUUUUUUGCGAAUGGUAAAUUAUGCGUCAUUUAUCUCCCCCUUACAUUCACUGACUUUUCUAAUCCAAAUAAUAUUUUCAGGAUUUGGGAGAGAAUACGCAUCGUUUUUGAAGAGGUGACACUACAAAAAGGUGAUGUCAGCUGUCUGAAUCGUGCUGAUGUCAUCAAAGUGCACGACGGCAAGAGUAGACAAUCGCCAACAAUCCGCGUUGUCUGCAACGAGGCGUCCAUUUUGGAAAUCUUUUCGACGGGACCCGACCUCUACGUGGAGUUCCUGGCCGAUUCCGAGACGCCCGGUCAGGGCUUCAAGGCCUCCUUUCAGUUCCAGCCGCUUCCGCCACCCUCCCCUCCCAACGACACAACGCCUCAAACAGAGCCUGAGCUAAGCUCCAACGACGUUGCUGAGAAAGGAUCCCCCACAGUUCAAAAGCAAACUGCUGAUUUGGAAACUGAGAAUGGUAUUACAGUUGGAGCAGUUAUGGAUGCGCUUACUGUGUCACCGUUUGAAUAUCUGGAAACCACAUCACCACGAGUUCAGCUUUGUCCAAGAGCGGCGAACUGUGACUUGAUAGUGACGAGCGACGGGCUGAAGAACGGGACGGUGCAGUCACCGGGCUACCCCGGCCCCUACCCACCUCGCACUACGUGUCGCUACGACUUCCAGGGUCGCGGCAAAGAGCGAGUCCAGCUCCUAUUCACCGACUUCGCGCUCUACCAUCCGUCUGACGAUUCCAAAGAAUGCGAGAGUAUAGACUCAUUGAUGGCCUACGUGCGCACAGAUGGCAGAUUGGAGAAGAUAGACAACUUCUGUGGCAGCAGCACUCCUCGGCCACUCAUGUCCAAUGGUCCAAGACUGAUGCUCGAGUUCAGAGGCAUUUACUCUUCACGCUAUGCCAGGGGCUUCAAAGCGGUCUACUCUUUUACUGAGAAUUUCGGAAUACAGUCUGGUAAGCAGGUUCCAGACUUGCCGUGUGCAUUCUGGUUCAACAGCUCAGACGCAUCGGAGGGCAUCUUCCACAGCCCCAACUACCCCGGCUUCUAUCCGCGCGACACCGAGUGUCACUACUUUUUCAACGGCCUUUCCGGCCAACGAGUCAGGCUGCAGUUUGCCUACUUCGAUGUGGAAGGGGUUUCACCGUGCGAAGCGAAUUCCGCAAGUGACUACGUAGAAUUUUCAAACUUCAUGGCAAGAGACAGGAAGUACAGUCGACACUGCGGUCAGCUGCAGCCAUUCAUGGUGGAGUCCGAUCGAAAGUUCUUCAGGGUGACGUUCAAGUCAAACGACCGGCUCGAUGGUACAGGCUUCAACGCCACCUUCCAGUUUUUCGAACCUGAAGAAGCUUCAACAACUAUCAGGCCUACUGAGAAAAUUGUCACUUCCAACUCUAACUAUAGAUGCAUUUCUGUACCACAGCUCAUCCUCUUCUUCUUCAUAACUCAAAUCAUCAUUUGCUGAAAUGGAUAAGGAGUACAAUAGUUGGGUUUUGAAUGUUCGAUAAAGCCUACAUGUACAGUAUUCCGCUAGUACCAAUACAGCAUGAUGAAGAGAAGAAGCUGUUAUCAACCCCUGUCCACCUUCCAGAUAUCUGAUCUUCAGAAAUCAUUGAGGAAUGAGCAUCAAUAAUCAUCUACAAGAUCGUGAAUCGAAGAGACAGUUCUAGUGUGUGAGGUUACUAGAAAAAUAGGGUCUAGUUCAACAAGAAUCAUCAACAACCUGUACAAUUACCCUCGUCAUAAAAAUAAAGGAUUACAAUCAUGACUCGCUCAUACUCGUGUACUAUAACUAGAUGAAUUCUUCAAUUAAAUUCUAUAAAAAUGUUGAUAAAUUGUAUGUAUUUUGUAUUUUUUACUCGAAAUAAAUAAUAUUACUUGAGAAAUUAUUUUUUAAA
Nilaparvata lugens (brown planthopper) is the source of this 2056-nucleotide messenger RNA. RefSeq names its product suppressor of lurcher protein 1. The transcript has 10 exons. Lineage: Eukaryota; Metazoa; Arthropoda; Insecta; Hemiptera; Delphacidae. Bases 1 to 1623 code for a protein of 540 amino acids. Gene Ontology annotation, cellular component: plasma membrane. The record is from RefSeq and is a predicted model, not a curated record.